Molecule: messenger RNA, 1220 nt
Organism: Medioppia subpectinata
Lineage: Eukaryota; Metazoa; Arthropoda; Arachnida; Sarcoptiformes; Oppiidae
Source: the annotation of a GenBank genome assembly
UCCAUACUUUAAUUCAUUUGAUUGUGAUUUGAGUUUUCACUACAAAUUCAGUUAUCAUUUCGACACUCAUUUGGCGUCCAUUUUCACCACUCAUUCACUACUGAAUUGAACACUAGUUUGCGAUCAUUGAGUGUUUGGCUGAUUGUAAUCCAAACACUACUCCACACAACACACAGCCAUCACAACCACAACAACACAACGCGUAGCCAUUCAGUGCUGAAGACAUCGACUCACAACCAAAUGGACGACUUGGAGGACGACUGCAAUUCAAACGGCGGCGACAAUUGGAUCCAAAACCAGAAGUACACCAAUUGGGAGAUGGAGUGCAUCAACAGAUUGGAGACAUCACCCGAUUUGGACCAACAGAUCGACAUCGAGAAAGGAGGUAAUGAACACAAGCUAUGGGUGUCUUUCCAAACGGCCGCGUGUAGUAUCGCUCAACUAUAUCAGGGUCGUGAGCAACACGUGUCGGUGUGGAUGCCGUUCCAGAACGCCGCGAGUGCGGUCACCACUCUAUACAAGGAGUGCAUUGAAUCUCAAAAGCGAUUUUCUGACUUUGGUUUCCAAUGCGGACAACAAAAGCGCAAUAAAGAGCUGUUGGCGUGGCUUAAGAAGAGGAAGCGUAUGAUUCGUCGCGAAGAGUUGAUAGCGUUCCUGUCGGGCGCCACCAAUCAGAGCCAAUACGGGCAUCCAUUCCACCAUCACUUCCAUCACUCACACCAUCGGUCCUGGAAUUCGCCGAAACCGAGGCUCUCGAUGAGCGACAGCACCGGACGAUCCGCUUUCACUCGUCUCAGUCUCAACGAUGGCUUAACUGACGGCAACUCAAACCCAAACACCGAUACCUCUAAUAACGACGAAACAGAUUUGGAGACAUUUCGCGAAGCACUCGAAGGUCUGAAAGGUAGCGCUUCUUCGACUCAGUCGUCCGAUCGGAACAGUUAUCGUCAGAACAGCAGUCGUCCGAUAAUUCGUGUCUCAAAUAAUAGCAAUAAUUCAAUGGAAGAAUUGAAUGCUUUUAUAUCUGAAGAGUACAACAGACACGUGGAGUCCCGCAAACGGGGAUUGGAGUCAUCCAGUGAUGUGAUUAUGGACUCUCCCACUCAUAAGCGCUCAAAACAUACAUAAUAUUAUUGAUAUAUAAAUAACAAUUCAAAAAAACUUAUGUUUAAAUCAAUUAAUUGUUUACCUUUUUAUUUUAGUUCACAUAUCAGUUAUGG